Molecule: messenger RNA, 2284 nt
Organism: Aricia agestis (brown argus)
Lineage: Eukaryota; Metazoa; Arthropoda; Insecta; Lepidoptera; Lycaenidae
Exons: 14
Coding region: 70-2073 (667 amino acids)
Molecular function (GO): oxidoreductase activity
Source: RefSeq, a predicted model, not a curated record
UAGCAGCACUGGCGUGAAGCGAUAGCAGUAUAUUGGCUCAGUUAGCUCGUCGUAGGUCAAGACACUGCAAUGUUUUACUUGCGAAUAUCUUUGCUUCUGUUUUUAAAUCUCAUAAUUCCUCAUGAGGCUGCUGUGGUGGUGCCGAGAGUGGAAUUAAACGAUGGCAGAAAGAUGCCCGCGAUCGCCCUGGGCACCUGGCUCGGUAACAACGCACAGGGGCCUAUUCAGCCAGUCGGGGACGAGGUGGAGAAAGCCGUGACUUGGGCACUGAAGGCGGGGUACCGGCACAUAGACACCGCCUGGGACUACAAGGUGGAGGACCAGGUCGGCAGGGGAUUGAACGGGGUCUCUAGAGAGGAACUGUUUAUUACAACAAAGUUGUGGAAUGACGCCCACGCUCGCUCAGCGGUGGUGCCGGCGCUGCGGGCGUCGCUGGACAAGCUGCAGCUUGACUACGUCGACCUUUACCUCAUUCACUGGCCCACGGGACAAUAUGAAAAUGGUACGUACGACUUGACCGACUAUUUGGAAACUUGGCGCGGCAUGAUGGAAGCGAAGGAGCUGGGACUGACCAAGUCUAUUGGGCUGUCCAACUUCAACCAGGACAUGAUAUCGAGAAUACUGAACAACGGCUUGGAAAAACCUGCCGUCCUGGAAGUUGAGUUGAACCUAAACCUGCAGCAGCCGGCGCUGCUGUCAUACUGUCGGUCUCACAACAUCACGGUGAUGGGCUACACGCCGUUCGGCGCGCUGUUCCGGCACAAGGCGCGGGCGGACGCGCCGCCGCCGCGAGUUGACGACCCACAGCUUGUGGCCGUCGCUCAGAAAUACCACAAGACCGUGCCACAACUCGUGUUGAGAUACCUGGUGGAACUAGGCGUAGUGCCAAUACCAAAAUCGGUCACCAAAAGACGUAUAGAGGAGAACAUCGAUAUAUUUGAUUUCCACCUGCAGGACGAAGACAAGGAACUGUUGAGGAGCUAUGACAGAGGGUACAGGAACAUACCACAGCUCGAGUGGCGCGACCACCCAUACUAUCCGUUCGAAAGGACAGCUCUGGUCGUAGGUCAAGACACUGCAAUGUUUUACUUGCGAAUAUCUUUGCUCCUGUCUUUAAAUCUCAUAGUUCCUCAUGAGGCUGCUGUGGUGGUGCCGAGAGUGAAGUUAAACGAUGGCAGAAAGAUGCCCGCGAUCGCCCUGGGCACCUGGCUCGGUAACAACGCACAGGGGCCUAUUCCGCCAGGCAAGGACGAGGUGGAGAAAGCCGUGACUUGGGCACUGGAGGCGGGGUACCGGCACAUAGACACCGCCUGGAGGUACAAGGUGGAGGACCAGGUCGGCAGGGGAUUGAAAGGGGUCCCUAGAGAGGAACUGUUUAUUACAACGAAGUUGUGGAAUGACGCCCACGCUCGCUCAGCGGUGGUGCCGGCGCUGCGGGCGUCGCUGGAUAAGCUGCAGCUUGACUUCGUCGACCUCUACCUCAUACACUGGCCCUCGGGACAAUAUGAAAAUGGUACGUACGACAUGACCGACUAUUUGGAAACAUGGCGCGGUAUGGUGGAAGCGAAGGAGCUGGGACUGACCAAGUCUAUUGGGCUGUCCAACUUCAACCAGGACAUGAUAUCGAGAAUACUGAAUAACAGCUUGGAAAAACCUGCCGUCCUGCAAGUUGAGUUGAACCUAAACCUGCAGCAGCCGGCGCUGCUGUCAUACUGUCGGUCUCACAACAUCACGGUGAUGGGCUACACGCCGUUCGGCGCGCUGUUCCGGCACAAGGCGCGGGCGGACGCGCCGCCGCCGCGAGUUGACGACCCACAGCUUGUGGCCGUCGCUCAGAAAUACCACAAGACCGUGCCACAACUCGUGUUGAGAUACCUGGUGGAACUAGGCGUAGUGCCAAUACCAAAAUCGGUCACCAAAAGACGCAUAGAGGAGAACAUCGAUAUAUUUGAUUUCCACCUGCAGGACGAAGACAAGGAACUGUUGAGGAGCUAUGACAGAGGGUACAGGACCAUACCACAGCUCCAGUGGCGCGACCACCCAUACUAUCCGUUUGAAAAGACAGCUGUAUAGUAACUACGUGGUGUUAUGGUAUCAGAGAAAUCAAAGGUAGAUGGUGGGCCUAUAAAAUUUGGUCGAGCUAUGACGAAACUCAAACCGACCCGACAGAUUACGACCCAGUUUGAUAUAACCCAACUAAAUAACCUAUUUCCGCCAACUACCUUAGCAUCAAUUUCUCUGACGAUAUUGAAGACAAAAUUGUAAUACAGUAAACUACUAUUUU